AUGCCUCACAACCAUAUAACAAAUGAUCAGGAUGGAGAUUCGGAGCAAAACGAGCCUGGACCUCGUCUAGAAACCAGCUGGAAGACCCUUUUCAGCUUCACAUCACGAAAACAUUUACCCGUUCUAAUCACUGGGUCGAUCUUCGCUCUGUUUGCGGGCUGUGUGACCCCCAUUCUGGCAGUCCUUCUAGGGAAUGUGUUUGAUGCCUUUACAUCAUUUGGAGCUGGACAGGCAGAUGCGGAUACAUUGCGCUCAAAGAUUGCGACGAACUGUCUAGGAAUGGUAGGAUUAGGAGCUGCCGGUUGGUUUCUGAACGGUGCAUAUUUUAUGAUUUUUGUUGCUUUUGGGGAGUUUCAGGCUGCGAGCAUCCGUCGAAAGGUUUUUGUAGAGCUUUUGAAACGAGAUAUCGAAUGGUUUGAGGCGCAGCGAGAAGGGUCUGGGGCGUUUCUGUCGGGUAUCCAAGCUCAUAUUCAUGAUCUGCAGAUGGCAACCUCUCAACCUCUUGGCCUUCUACUACAAUAUGCUUGUCGGUCAGUGGCUUCUUUGAUAUUGGCCUUGGUGAUCUCCUGGAGACUUUCUCUUGUCACCCUUGCGGGAAUUCCAAUAUUUUCUGCCCUCAUCGCCUACCUCUCCACCCGAAUGAACUCCAGUAUCUCGGCACAGCAAACCGAACUUACGUAUGCCUCCAAAAUCGCAAACAAUGCCAUUUCUUCCAUCGACACGGUCAAAUGUCUGAAUAGUCAAGCAUUUGAGUGGCAAAGCUUCGCCAGUCGGAUUGAGCAGUCUGCGAUCCACUAUCUUCGACAGGCGCGAUUAAACUCUUUCCAAAUUGCACUGAUACGAUGGAUGAUGUUUGGGAUGUUUGUCCAGGGUUUUUGGUACGGCAGUGGUCUUGCGCGCGCUGGCAUUCUAUCCUCAGGCGAUGUCAUCACAACAUUCUGGGCCUGUACAACCGCCGCUCAGUCAAUCGAGCAGGUCCUUCCGCAGAUGAUUGUCAUGGAAAAGGGCAAGGUAGCAAGUACGAUGCUGAAGAAACUCAUGCAAAAGUCUGUAAAAGAUGGUUGCCACAGUGAAAUUAAGGGCACCGUCUUACCCCGUCGCUGCGAUGGUGAUAUUGAACUCAACAACGUAUCGUUUUGCUAUCCAUCACAGCCAGAGACAUGUGUUUUGAGCUCCUCAUCAUUCUUCUUCCCAGCAGGAGACACAACAUUUGUGAUAGGAAAAAGUGGAUCGGGUAAAAGCACCCUUGGUCAGUUGAUAAUGCGGUUUUAUUUCCCGACCUCGGGAGAAAUCCUCAUUGAUGGACACAAAGUCGAUUCACUAAGCAUCAACUGGAUUCGAAAUAAUAUCACUCUACUCGAACAAAAGUCAAUUUUAUUCAAUGAUUCGGUCUUGCAGAACAUCAAGUUCGGGAGUCUGUCUUCUGAAUCAAUCUCCAGGAUAGAUAUCGAAGAGUCAAUUGAACUAGCAAUGCUGGGAAACAUGUUGGAAGGUUUACCGCGAGGUAUUGAUACUUCUGUUGGCCCUGGUGGGAGCUUUUUAAGUGGAGGUCAACGGCAAAGAGUGGCAAUCGCUAGAGCUAAGCUGCGCGACACAUCAAUACUGAUCCUGGAUGAGCCAACCAGUGCCUUAGACAAUACUAACCGUGUAGCCGUCAUGAAAGCAAUACGCCAAUGGCGCCAAGGGAAAACGACAAUCAUCAUCACUCAUGACAUGUCGCAAAUUCUAGAAGAUGAUUUUGUUUACAUCCUGGAGCACGGAUCCAUUACGCAUUCCGGCUUCAGGAAACAACUUGAUAAUCGUGCAGGAUGUGAAAAAUACUUUCCCUCAGCUAUGAGACUCGGACUUGAGAAAGAAGAUUUGGGAAUUGAAGGUGAUAAAACAGAACACAUCUCAUCCGGCGGGUCGACCCUCGGCAGCCUGCGUAUGCCUAAACGAGUACGCCAUAAUCGGAAUUCAUCGUGGGCACAACAUCACCUUCCUCCAGGUUUUCGGUCAAGCACAUAUGGGAUGGCAGUCAAGAGGCAUUCCUUCCACGCAAAUGCUCUAUCGGAUGGCGUGGAUGGGUCAGAGGAGCUGCAAUCUAUGUCAUAUCUUCCUUUCAGCAGCUCAACUCCAGAUCUCAUUUCACCCUUGUCACAUACAUACGGUGAAAUCACAGGAAAGGACUUUGAGAUGGUCGCAAUGACCAGCCCGAGGACGGAAAUGGACAGCCCAGUGCAUUAUGUCUCUCCCAGCUCAGUACAGUACCUCGGUCCAGAAUAUGCGAACCGGCUUAGCCACCGACGCAAGCCAUCUAAACCAAAGGCGGGAAAGAAAGGUGACGCGCCCUCUUUGGCUCAAAUAUUGGGCACAAUCAUGCCAAGCCUGAGCGCAAAGCAAAGUCUCAUCCUUCUUGUGGGAGUUCUAUCGGCAUUGGCCCAUGCAAGUGCCACCCCUGUCUUUUCAUACUGCCUUUCGCAAUUAAUCGGAACUUUCUAUGCGGGUAAGGACAGCGCAAAUCUAGCCAGAAAAUGGUCCCUCGCUGUUCUGGGUGUAUCCUGUGGAGACGGUCUGUCCUCAUUUCUCAUGCACUAUUUCCUGGAAUUUUGUGCCGAGGCAUGGCUGGACACACUGCGUGGGAAGGCAUUUGAACGCAUUCUUGAACAGCCAAAAGCAUGGUUUGAAAAGGAUGGCCAUGGUUCAUCCAGGCUUGCAUCCUAUCUUGACCAGAAUGGAGAAGACAUGCGUAAUCUACUGGGUCGUUUUGCUGGGUUUGUCAUAGUUGCAGCUGCCAUCAUGAUCAUGGCGAUCAUUUGGAGUUUGGUGGUUUGCUGGAAGCUGACUGUGGUGGCCCUUGCAACUGGUCCGUUCAUUUACGCCAUCACGCGCGGAUUUGAAGGGACUAAUGGCGUAUGGGAGAGAAGAUGCAAUGAAGCAAGCGGCGUGGCGACAGACAUCUUCACCGAGACUUUUUCAGAAAUUCGAACUGUUCGAUCAUUGACGCUUGAGGGGCACUUUUCAAAGAAGCACAGCGAUGUCGUGACUAGCUGUCUGGAAAUUGGGCUGAAGCGUGCCAUUUACACCGGCUUGCUAUUCGGUAUGGUGGAAUCGACGGUUAUGUUUGCAUGUGCUCUUAUUUUCUACUAUGGAGCAGCUCUCGCUGCCUAUGAGUUCGCGGUGGACGACGUGGUCCAAGUGUUUUCACUGCUGCUUUUCAGCAUUGGAUACGCAGCGCAGAUUCUAUCAUGGAUUCCUCAAAUCAACACAUCAAAGGAUAUAGCCACUCGUCUCAUCGAACUAUCAAAUCUUCCCAAGCUUGGAUCACAUGAAUAUCGCGGCUCCCUAAUCGUCUCUAAUCUGACACCAAUCAAGUUGACCAAUGUUGUUUUCCGAUAUCCCUCAAGACCAGACACUAUGGUUCUGAAAAAUGUUUCCAUGAAAAUCUCACAGAACACCUGUACAGCCAUCGUCGGUCGAUCAGGGUCUGGCAAGUCAACCAUUGCAUCUUUGUUGUUGGCACUAUAUGUCUGCCCAGAAUCUCGCUCCGGAGAACCCACAAUAACACUAGGAGGGGAAGACAUAUCACGGCUACAUGUCCCCACCCUACGUUCUCAGAUCGGCAUUGUAUCACAGCAACCAACUAUUUUCCCAGGGACCAUCUACGCUAAUAUUAGUUAUGGCAUUGAUCUUCAGUCACCAAUGACCUCCAUGGAUAGUGUCCGUGCUGCCGCAAGAGCAGCCGGGAUUGACGAUUUCAUCACCUCGCUUCCCAGAGGAUACUGGACCGUGAUUGGCGAUGGGGGCAUUGGCCUUUCCGGAGGCCAGAAACAACGCAUAGUCAUUGCCCGUGCUUUGCUGCGCCAUCCUCAGAUACUUAUCUUGGAUGAAGCUACAUCUGGUCUUGAUCCAGCAGGUGCGGAGAUUGUUCGUCAAACUAUUCAGCAUCUAGUGUCCGUGCGCCCAGAGCUGACGGUCAUCAUUAUCACGCAUGCCAAGGAAAUGAUUGAGAUAGCAGACCAUGUCAUUGUGCUUGACCAGGGAGUUGUGGUAGAAGAUGGUUCAUAUCAGGUGCUCGCACAGCGAAUGAAUGGCAGAUUGUACGAAUUGAUCAACGAUCCCGAGGACGGGGAAUAG
Molecule: messenger RNA, 4116 nt
Organism: Penicillium pulvis
Lineage: Eukaryota; Fungi; Ascomycota; Eurotiomycetes; Eurotiales; Aspergillaceae
Product: ABC transporter ATP-binding protein
Exons: 4
Coding region: 1-4116 (1371 amino acids)
Biological process (GO): transmembrane transport
Cellular component (GO): membrane
Molecular function (GO): ATP binding; ATP hydrolysis activity; ABC-type oligopeptide transporter activity
Source: RefSeq, a predicted model, not a curated record